GCCAGGGGUGGAGCCGGGCCGGCGACCCGGCCCGCGGAGCCCGCGCCAGCGGGCUGCUGAGGUGGCUGUCGCCGGCUCGUAGCUGCGGCUUCCGCGGGUCGAGCCCCCGAUGGAGGCCGAGGCCGCGGACGGCCCGCCAGGCAGGGUCGAGGCGGCGAUCAGCUGCUUCUCUUUCAACCAGGACUGCACAUCCCUAGCAAUUGGAACCAAAACUGGUUAUAAGCUGUUUUCUUUGAGUUCUGUGGAGCACCUAGACCAAGUCCACGGAAGCAAUGAAGUCCCCGAGGUCUACAUCGUGGAGCGCCUUUUCUCCAGCAGCCUGGUGGUGGUGGUCAGCCGCACAAAGCCGCGGCAAAUGAAUGUCUACCACUUCAAGAAGGGCACGGAGAUCUGCAACUACAGCUACUCCAGCAACAUUCUGUCCAUAAGGCUGAACCGGCAGAGGCUGCUGGUGUGCCUGGAGGAGUCCAUUUACAUUCACAACAUUAAAGACAUGAAGCUGUUGAAGACCAUCCUGGAGAUUCCCGCAAACCCAGCAGGUCUGUGCGCCCUCUCUAUCAACCAUUCCAAUUCUUACGUGGCCUAUCCUGGAAGCCUGACUACAGGCGAGAUAGUGCUUUAUGACGGACACUCCCUGAAAACAGUCUGCACUGUUGCUGCCCAUGAGGGCACACUGGCUGCUAUCACCUUCAACGCCUCGGGCUCCAAACUGGCGAGCGCUUCUGAAAAAGGCACCGUCAUCCGGGUGUUCUCUGUACCUGAUGGGCAGAAGCUCUAUGAGUUUCGGAGGGGAAUGAAAAGGUACGUGACCAUCAGCUCUCUAGUUUUUAGUAUGGACUCACAGUUCCUCUGCGCGUCUAGCAACACCGAGACCGUGCACAUCUUCAAGCUGGAACACCUCAGCACCAGUCGGCCAGAAGAGCCUUCAACCUGGAGUGGCUACAUGGGAAAGAUGUUCAUGGCAGCUUCCAACUACCUCCCCGCCCAGGUGUCAGACAUGAUCAACCAGGACAGGGCCUUCGCCACCGGGCGUUUGAAUUUCUCUGGGCAGAGAAACAUCUGCACCCUCUCAACGAUCCAGAAAUUGCCAAGGCUGUUAGUUGCAUCAUCCGACGGACACCUUUACAUCUACAACUUGGACCCUCAGGACGGAGGGGAAUGUGUCUUAAUCAAGACCCACAGCUUGCUUAGCUCAGGAACAACAGAUGAGAAUAAAGAAAAUGACCUCAGGCCUUCAUUACCUCAGUCUUACGCAGCAACCGUAGCCAGACCCGGCCCAUCUUCAGCCUCCACGGUGCCAGGUUAUUCUGAGGACGGCGGGGCGCUCCGAGGAGAGGUCAUUCCCGAACACGAGUUUGCGACGGGACCAGUGUGUCUGGAUGAUGAGAAUGAAUUCCCCCCUAUAAUCUUGUGCCGUGGAAGUCAGAAGGGCAAAACGAAGCAGUCCUGAUGAGAAGCGCACCUCAGAAAUCAGGACACCCCCUAUCAGGUGGUUUUGGAGAGAACAAGGAAGGUGGAAGAAUGGAGUGCGAUUGUGUCUGCGGAAAGUGGGGCAGGACCCCCGGGUGCUGCCUGCUUAAGCCACAGGACAUGGUUCACUGCUCAGCGAGCUCUCAGCCCUGGCCACCAGUGGGUAUGGGAGGCACUGUCCACCUCCUGCUAUUUACAGCCUGUCACAGCCAUAGUGUCAAUACUAACUAACCAUAUUGGUCUAUAACCGGAAUUUUAUAUUAAAAAGGGCAUCCUUUUUAAAUGUAUGCUGUGUAAAAAUGUACUUAUAGGAAAACUUCUUUGAAUUGUAUUUCUUGUAUAUUACAUACAUCUAGAGAGAGACUAUUUUAAGCCAGGCAAAGUAUUUUUGCUGUGAUUGGAAUAAAUCAUUUAUUACCUUUGAGUCCCAGUUAGGACACUAAUAAUAAAAUCAUAGCAAUGCA
Molecule: messenger RNA, 1934 nt
Organism: Manis pentadactyla (Chinese pangolin)
Lineage: Eukaryota; Metazoa; Chordata; Mammalia; Pholidota; Manidae
Gene: WIPI1
Product: WD repeat domain, phosphoinositide interacting 1
Exons: 13
Coding region: 110-1450 (446 amino acids)
Biological process (GO): nucleophagy; protein lipidation; protein localization to phagophore assembly site
Cellular component (GO): phagophore assembly site membrane; cytosol; extrinsic component of membrane
Molecular function (GO): protein binding; phosphatidylinositol-3-phosphate binding; phosphatidylinositol-3,5-bisphosphate binding
Source: RefSeq, a predicted model, not a curated record